This is a messenger RNA of Lathyrus oleraceus (garden pea), 376 nucleotides long. RefSeq lists its product as uncharacterized. The record is from RefSeq and is a predicted model, not a curated record. Lineage: Eukaryota; Viridiplantae; Streptophyta; Magnoliopsida; Fabales; Fabaceae. Bases 1 to 315 code for a protein of 104 amino acids. The transcript has 2 exons.
AUGCAGCUUAGGGUUUUUGGAAGUGUAAUUGGCUCAAAAGAGAAAGCUCUCCGAAAUGCUUUUCAUGCUCAGAAGCAAGUUUGUCCUGUUCGAUGCUAUCUUUUGGAAAGUUUGGAAGCAGAUAUACUCUCUCCAUCUUCAUUGCAAAAGCAAAACUCCGAGGCUCCUUUUGAUGUUGAUUCUAAAAUGAAGAUUGAUGCUACUGCUGCUGUUGAGAUUGUGCAACAAUCUUCUGGUGUUUUGUCUGAACAUGAUAGGAACGACCUUUCAUUAUAUUCAUCUGAUGAAAUUGGUUUUGCAGGUGGUGCAGUGUGAAAAGGCAAAUCCUUCCUUUACUGAGCGCCAGUGAUCAAGACAUGAACGAUGGACAAACUGC